Rhodotorula toruloides NP11 is the source of this 1221-nucleotide messenger RNA. RefSeq lists its product as uncharacterized. The transcript has 8 exons. Bases 1 to 1221 code for a protein of 406 amino acids. The record is from RefSeq and is a predicted model, not a curated record. Lineage: Eukaryota; Fungi; Basidiomycota; Microbotryomycetes; Sporidiobolales; Sporidiobolaceae.
AUGCCUCUAGACUCGAACUUGUUUGUCCUCCUCGUACGGCCGCGGACAGGCGCGCCAGGGCGUGUGGACCUCUUGGUGGACAACUCGGGAGCUGGGAAAGCGGAUGAGCCGGCGUACGAGGCGCGAAAGGACCCAUCGACCGGCACCAUCACCCUCGUCGACCCCUACACCGCCGCCGUCCUCGGCGAAUCCAACAUCGCUCCCCCUCCUCUCCCAAACGCCUCUGCAAACCCCAAACACCGCCUGAUCUCCCUCGACUCUCCGCCUGCUGAAGUACAUCUACGGAACAAGGCGGGACUGAGUUGGGCUUGGGAGAUGGAGUGGGAGGAGGUGCAGUAUGUAUGGACGAGGGAUAUCGUCAGUUUGGUCGGAGGGGAUCGAGGAUACACUCUCAGCGUGUCUCGAAGACCAGACCCGAACUACCCAGUGGUCGUCUUUCGUCCGGAGAAGAAAGGCGGAAACAUCGAAAUCCUCGAUUACAACCUCGCCCGCGUCGAGCCUGCCACAGCAGACCGCAAAGGCCUCGAGAUCGCCGCCCUCCUUGCCCUCUGCCACUUCAUCGACCACCUCUUCUCCCUUCCUCCUUUAACAGCCGCUUGUCCAGCGCUUACACCGCCAAUAGCGUCGACUAGCUCCGCUCCUCCCGCGUCAACCAAACCCGCUCCUCCCGUCGCUCCUCCGCCAGCGCCAGCACCGCAACAGAAGAAAGUCGGCCUCCGAACGCUCGCGACGAACGAAGUAGAAGUCACAGACCCCUCGCCCGCCGCUCUCGAUGCGUACUGCGAGCGGUGUCUCUCCCUCCUCUCCGACCCCUCCCUCCUAUACCUCGUCCUCUUUGCCUCUCCCUCCCCAAACUCGAAAGAAACAGUUCCAGCCGUCGCAGCACUCGCAGAGCGCGUCAAGCGCAGGCGAUACAAGACCAGCGGAGAGGAGGUGCGAUUGUUUGUCGAUGAUAGCGGAGCGGCUGGGUCCGCUACGGAGGGCGGAGGGAAGCGAAGAGAGGGUAAAGGAUCUCCCCUCGCGCCGCCCGACUCGCUCAAGAUCUACCUCUCGCGAAUAGACAUGUCCGACUUGCUUCCGAACCACCAUCGCCGGCCUUCGACGACGCCUGUCCGGCCUGUUAUCAGCUUCGAUGAGCGGACGGGCGGGGGAAAGGAUGGGAAGCAGAAUGGAAAGGGGGAGGAGGGAGGAGGAUGGAGGGGGUGGUUUGGGCUGCCCUAG